Penicillium subrubescens is the source of this 783-nucleotide messenger RNA. RefSeq lists its product as uncharacterized. The transcript is spliced from 2 exons. Lineage: Eukaryota; Fungi; Ascomycota; Eurotiomycetes; Eurotiales; Aspergillaceae. Bases 1 to 783 code for a protein of 260 amino acids. The record is from RefSeq and is a predicted model, not a curated record.
AUGUCAUUUUCUUAUUUCCUGCCCUAUAACCGAUAUAACUCCAAACCCUUGAGCGAAUAUACACAUAAAGUUCUCUGGUAUUUACUGGGCAUCAUUUUUACAUCUGUAGGGCGGAGACACAAAAAACGACAGAUGGAAAGGGAGAAGGACCGAUUUGGCGAGGAAGACUUUAGGCAAGGUCUCGAGGUUUUGGAUAACGAGAUGGGUAAGGAUGACUGGCUUAUUGCCUUCGCACCCAUCACCCUCAUCUCGACAGGAGGAUUCCUCGCGACAAACUUCUUUCGAAAUCGCGAAAGCACAGGCGACAUAGACUACCUCCUAGAACCGCAAUGGGCGCAUGAUAAUGACAUCAAGAAGCCAUUACAGAGUGCCAUCACCCGAGCAGCCCGACACCUCGGAUUCAUCGACGACUGGGUAAACGAGGAACUCGCUUUUUUCGUGCCGGAUCAGUUCCGGCAGCUCCUGUUUGAAAAGGCCGAGGAGCAGAACAUUGUUUUAUGGGAAGGGACACAUCUUCGAGUUUUGGCCGUGCCGUUGGAAUGGGCGCUCGAGCGGAAGCUACGUCGCAUCCACAAUAGCAAGAGGCACGCAAAACGUGCGUCUGAUGUCGCCGAUGUGCUUGCGAUCCUGAAGCAUCUGCGGACACAGAAUGAUGGGCCUUUGGACAGAGAGAAUAUCCGAACCCUGAAUAUCUGCUCCUUCGAAAUAGCCCCCGACCAGACAACGAUGAAUGAGAUCGCUACUGCUUAUCAAGAGCAAUAUAACGAGGAAGCUUUUUCCUGA